Messenger RNA from Antrostomus carolinensis (chuck-will's-widow), 952 nucleotides. RefSeq names its product beta-1,4-galactosyltransferase galt-1-like. Lineage: Eukaryota; Metazoa; Chordata; Aves; Caprimulgiformes; Caprimulgidae. The transcript is spliced from 2 exons. The record is from RefSeq and is a predicted model, not a curated record. Gene Ontology annotation, cellular component: cytoplasm. Gene Ontology annotation, molecular function: glycosyltransferase activity. The annotation marks the transcript as partial.
AGCAAGGUUGCAAGGUCUCUCAUUUCAGUGGGAGCAGGCAGGACUGGAGCACUGGAAAGCAUGAAGUGCUAGACAAAGAGGCUUGAAACUAGAAAGUGAAUAGAAGACUCAGUGUAGAGGUCUGUUAAGUUCCAAAUGGUGAAAUUCAGCAAUGAUACACUGUGGAAAAAAACAUAUUUGUGCUGUUAUUGCAUGUAUUCUUAUUUUUGCAAGCAUUUUAAUAUGCUCCUGGAAAGAUCUUCAUCUACAGAAUAACAUAACGAGAAAAAUCUUCCCGCAGGCAACAACUGCCAGUUUAGCAGGUCACCUUUGCAGAGGAAAACCUGCUGAAAAUGUAAUAACACCAUUAAAAGAUAACAGAACUUUUGUUAUAUCCCCAUACUUUGAUGACCGAGAAAGCAAAGUCACUCGUGUGAUUGGGAUUGUUCACCAUGAAGAUGUCAAAGAACUAUACUGCUGGUUCUGCUGUCAGCCCGAUGGAAAGAUACAAGUAUCAAAAGCAAAAAUUGAUGUUCACUCAGACAGAUUUGGAUUCCCUUAUGGUGCGGCAGAUAUAGAUUGUUUGGAACCCGAAAACUGUGAUCCGACACACGUAUCAAUUAAUCAGUCUCCACGUGGAAAUAUUGACCAGCUACCAAGGUUUGAAAUUAAAAACCGCAAGGCCGAGACCUUUUCUGUUGACUUCACUGUAUGCAUCUCUGCCAUGUUUGGAAAUUACAACAAUGUCUUGCAGUUUAUACAGAGUAUGGAAAUGUACAAGAUUCUUGGGGUACAGAAAGUGGUGAUCUAUAAGAACAACUGCAGCCAUCUGAUGGAGAAGGUCUUGAAGUUUUACAUGGAAGAAGGAACUGUAGAGAUAAUUCCCUGGCCAAUAAACUCGCACCUCAAAGUUUCUUCUAAAUGGCACUUCUCUAUGGAUGCAAAAGACAUUGGCUACUAUGGACAAAUCACG